AUGUGCGUUGCCGAACUCAACGUUUCCCUCAUGCCUUGUCGGCACCGGUGGUACCACCUGUCGCGCGCCUGCAGCCCGUCCACCGACCUCUCCAACUGCGACAAGAAGCUCGGUCUAGCAGGAUGGGAGAUCAAAUGCGACUUCUGUCCUUACUGCUCAGGAUGGAACUUGACCAAAUCCGAGUACCGCCUUGUCGGCAAUGACCGAGCACCUGCCAUAGGAGGUCUUUCCCGCACACCAUCGCUUAGCCUGAAUACUGCGCGUCGCGAGUCCCGUCGCGGCAGCCUGUCUAGGACCGACAGCAGCAACAGCAUCGCAAUUCUGGCACAAGAGAAAAAUCGCGCCCUCAACGCUCGUGUGGACGCCUACCUGAAGGUCGCUCCCGAGCCGCCUCUGCCAUCACCAUACCCGGCUCCGCUGGCCGACGUGAAUGAAGACGACGGGGUAGCCUUGUCCAGCAGCCCCAGUGACACUUCCAGCGAAGGGCCAGAGAGCGUGCGCCACUCAUCCACCUCCACCCAGGGCGACUCUGUGAGCAUUAUCAAGAGGAUGCGUCACAAGUCGAAGAGGCUAUCGAUGAGCCUCUUCAAGUGA
Messenger RNA from Paraphaeosphaeria sporulosa, 594 nucleotides. RefSeq lists its product as uncharacterized. NCBI's taxonomy places the organism in Eukaryota, Fungi, Ascomycota, Dothideomycetes, Pleosporales, Didymosphaeriaceae. The record is from RefSeq and is a predicted model, not a curated record. Bases 1 to 594 code for a protein of 197 amino acids. The transcript has a single exon.